Cryptomeria japonica (Japanese cedar) is the source of this 2106-nucleotide messenger RNA. RefSeq names its product serine/threonine receptor-like kinase NFP. Gene Ontology annotation, biological process: protein phosphorylation. The record is from RefSeq and is a predicted model, not a curated record. Gene Ontology annotation, molecular function: protein kinase activity; ATP binding. The coding region runs from base 285 to 1856 and encodes 523 amino acids. Lineage: Eukaryota; Viridiplantae; Streptophyta; Pinopsida; Cupressales; Cupressaceae. The transcript is spliced from 2 exons.
AUUCUGAUAAAAAAAGAUUACUUUCAUGUGACUCAAAGCUGGACAAAGAAUAAUUGAGUGGGGAAGGAUAAUUCAGUCAGAAGUUUUUGUCCUGUAUAAAUUUAUUAUAGAAUUAAGGGAUCUGUAGAGCCUAUAAGAUGAAAAAGUUUGUAUAGAUCUUACCAAAUGCAUUGCACUGUUGAGAUGUGAGCCAAGUUAUAAGUUAUUCACUUGGAAUCUUGGUUCCCCAUGUACCAAGCUUUUUUGAUAACUUCAAAGUGCAGGCAAAAAGAUUAUUUUGAUCAAUGAUAAUCAUGGAGAAGCAACUGGUGUAUUAUUUGUUUGUAUUGUUGUUAGUGCAAUCUUGCCAUGUCCAAGCUCAGAGGCCUCUUUUAGAUGUAACUUCAUCAGUUGCUCAUUCUAAGUCAAGUUCUAUGAGUUCAGAAGGCGAUUCGUAUGAGACCCUGUUAUUAGGUAAGCCAAGUUCUAUGAGUUCAGAAGGCGAUUCGGAUGAGACCCUGUUAUUAGGUAAGCCAAGUUCUAUGAGUUCAGAAGGCGAUUCGGAUGAGACCUUGUUAUUAGGUAAGCCAAGUUCUAUGAGUUCAAGAGGCGAUUUGGAUGAGACCCUGUUAUUAGGUAAGCCAAGUUCUAUGAGUUCAAAAGGCUAUGAGACCCUGUUAUUAGGUAAGCCAAGUUCUAUGAAUUCAAAAGGCGAUUAUGAGACCCUGUUAUUAGGUAAGCCAAGUUCUAUGAAUUCAAAAGGCGAUUCGUCCGAGACCUUGUUGUUAGGUAAGCCAAGUUCUACGAGUUCAAAAGAUGAGACCUUGUUAUUAGGUAAGCCAAGCUCUAUGAGUUCAAAAGGUGAUUCAUAUGAGACCCUGUCAUUAGGUCUGUAUAUUGCUAUUGUGGCAAUAAUGGUGGCUAGAGUAGUGUUUGAGAUUGUCAAGAACGUUUCAGCAUUUGCAAAAGCUUCCAGAGUAGAGGAAAAGCAGUCAUCAAAGUUGAAGUCUAUGGAUAUAGAGAUGGGUGUAGAACCAGAGGCUAAGGAUAAUAGUACACGCAAGCCUAUUUUGUAUUCUCCUGAAGUUGUAAAGGAAGCAACUCAAGGUUUUAGUCCAAAGUCCCAUAUUGCAGGCUCUGUGUACAGAGGCAUAAUCAAUGGCAGGGAUGUUGUAAUCAAGCAGAUGAAAGAGAAUGUGUCGCAUGAAAUGAAGUCCCUGCAGAAGGUAGAGCAUGAUAAUUUGGUGAAGUUGCAGGGCUUUUGCAUAAAUUGUGAGGGGAAGUCCUAUUUGAUAUAUGAAUAUGUUGAUAAUGAGUCUUUGAAUCUGUGGCUUCAUAGGCCAUCUGUGGGUUUUCAAGGUCUUACAUGGAGAACAAGAUUACAGAUUGCUCUGGAUGUAGCAACUGGGCUUAACCACAUUCAUGAGAGAACUGGCAUUGUCCAUAGAAAUUUGAAAAGCAGCAAUGUUCUUCUCAACAGAAAGCUCAGGGCAAAAGUUGCAAAUUUUGGGGCUGCAAGAUAUAUGGUGAAUUCAUCAAGGCAUGUAAGGGCUCAUGGAGUAUCUCCAAAGAUUGAUGUUUUUGCUUUUGGGGUUAUACUUUUGAAGUUGAUUUCUGGCAAGGAAGCCAUGAUCAAGAAUGGAGAACUGAGACAAAUAAAGUACUUGUUGGAAGGUCAAGACAGAGAAGAAAAGCUCAGGAAAUGGAUAGACCCAAAUGUGCAGGACACCUGCUCCAUAGACAGUGCAAUCAGUAUGGCCCUCCUGGCCAAAGCAUGCCUAGAUGAAGAUGUUGAAGCUAGACCAACCAUGAGAGAAAUUGUUUACAGGCUCUCAGAUCUUUUGGAUGUGUGUUUUGAGCAUCUGGAGUGCUCAUGAAUAUACUAGGAAGCAAGUCUAAAUAGAUAGUUUCUGAUUUCUGAUCUUUUGGGUCUCAUUCUUUGUCAAUUCAAUGUUAUGGACACCAUGACAGAUGUGCAGGUGUCUUCCAACUUGUGAACGAUAGAUAGUUUAGGUUCAGAACUCUCUUGCUUACUACCUUGCAAAGAAAUGGUCAAGGAAAGAUAAUCAUUUCAAUGUAAGAGAAAUCUGUUUUACAUCUUAUCUUUUUUGUUUUUAGAGGUAUGAA